CAUUGGUGUUGUGCCAGUUGCCUGAGAUCCUGGAUCCAUCUGUCGGGGCUGCUGAGGAUUAAAGACCCUGAAGCUGUAGCCCAAGCCUCCGCCCAUCUUCUCACUGUCCCAAGCUUCCAAGCAUAUUGGAAAUGGAAAAAGUCAAAAGCCCCUCCAAGAGACAGAGCCCCUCAGACCCAAUGGGGCAGGAGCCUUGUGUGAGCGCCAGCACCCCUGUGGCCAGACCCAAGAACCCAGCCACCGCCCUGGCGUGUCCCAGCCCUGACUCAUGCACCAGAGCCACCAGUACCUCUCGUAAGCUUGGGGCUGCCAGGGAAGGCCUGCCAGAGACUGAAGUCAAACUUGAUUUGGCUGACAGAGAGAAUAAGGCCAGCAGUGGCCACAAGAAGAAAGUCAGACUCUCCAGCCCCCAAAAGAAGGGGGAAAGCGACUUGCUCCUGAAGAAGGGCAUCCUUUGGCCUGUGCCUAGUAGCACAUCGGACUGUCCACCUGGCCUGGACCAAGUUCAACUGGAGAAUCAGGCAGAAGGUGCUCUUCUUGGCCGCCCCACCCAUGGUGGAAAGAGAAAACCCCACUCUCUGGGGCGGCCUGAUCUUCAGUCCUCUGCCUCCCAUGCCAAGUGCUGGGCCAGCCCGUGGACACGCGAGCCAGAGGGGCCCUCCGGAGCCUGUGACCUCCAGCUUGUCCCUGGGUCAGAGCCCCCCGUGCGGCUUGAGAAGAGGAAAGUAUCCAGGCAGAAGGCUCGUGGAUGGAAAGAGGAAGGGAUGAAGACAAGAAAGAGAGCAAGGUCCCUGCCGUCCAGCACGGGCUGUGCCUCGGGGCCGGUCCCGUCUCCCCUCCACCGUGAUGAGGGCACGGGGCCUGACAGGCCGGAGGUGAGCCAGCCCGAGGCAGACAAGGCUUCUCAACAGGCGGGCAUCCUCCCAGCCCAUCUGGCCAAGGAGCCGCAGUACCCCAAGAAACGGAAGAAAAGGCAUCUGCUUUGUGGUGUGACGGAGAAGUCAGGUUCCAAGCCGAGCCUCCAGGAGCCGCCUUGCUUGAGCACCCUGGUUAAAGGUACAAAGUUAGAGGCCCGAGGCUUAGGUUCUGUCCCGCAUAACCCAGCCAUACCAGAUAUCAGACAGUUCUUUACUGGGGACUUGAAAAACACCUGCCGUGUCACCUGUACCCUGUGUGGCACCAGUGUCAGAGGGGACAAAGCCAAAGGGCGAUCCCAAGGCUUAGGCCUCAUUCGGCACCUGACCACUAAGCACAGCAUGGAAUGGGAGGGAAAGCUAGCCCCAGGCAGUGCAGGCCAGCAGCCAGCUGGACGGGAACAGGCACAGAGGAAGGCUGGUGCCCUCAACCCUGGGGCGCCUAGAGACCCUCCAGCCACUGUGCCCUGGGAGGAUGGUGGCAAGGAGCUAACCCUGGGCAGACCUGAGCAGCUACUCCUGGCCCUGCCACCACUGCCUGCUUCUCCUGGAUCCGUCAAGGAUAGCCCGGGUGACACAUACGACCCCACCUGGCCCCAGGCUGAGGCCUGGAACCACAGGAUCACAGAGCUGCUCUGUGGCCUGACCCUGCCACUGUCCUUCGUGUCCUCUCUGCCAUUCAGGAGGUUCAUGGCCCAGGUGGACCCUUGCUACCGCCUGCCCUCGCCAGCUUUCUUCUCUGACAAAGCCUUGCCCUUGCUACACGAGGCCAUGGGUGACCAGGUACUUCAGGACAUGCAGUGGGCUGAGGGUGGCCACGUCCACAUUACCUCUUUCGUGUCAGACCAGGACUCAGCUGUGAGCUACAUGGCCAUUGCUGCCCACUGGGUGGCCAGCAAGCCUGCAUCUCCAGCAAACCUACGGAAGCACGCGGUACUCUGGGUCCGGGGCCUGCCCCUUGAGAAAGCCUCUGAGGAUGGGCAGCCUGAACUACUGGAGCAGAUCAGCCUGUGGCUGGGCCGUGGCUCCCUGAGGGCUGGUUUCCUGGUAUCGGGUGGCUGCCCCAGUCUGGAGUGGGCAGUGAGGGCUGAAGGUUACAGCCACAUACCCUGUUUCACCCACUGCCUUGACUCCCUGGUGAGCAACUUCUUGUGUCACCACCAUAGUGUCCAGAUUAUCCUGGGCACUGCCAGGGCCAUCUGCAGCCAUUUCCAAGGUUCGGCAGAAGCCCGGAGCCUGCUCCACCAGGUCCAGCAGCAGUGUGGCCUCCCAACCCGGCAGCCCUUUGAGGAGCUCUCAGACGACUGGGGCUCAGCCUACUGCUUGCUGGAGUGGCUGGUGGGGCAGCAGCCCGCCCUGCAGGCAUAUGCUGAGAUCCAGCAGCCGGGCAAGGCAGGCACUGCCUUGUCCACUGUGUUCUGGAGCCUGGCAGACAGUCUGGUCAAGCUCCUACAGCCCUUCCAGAUGGUAAUCCGCGAGGCGAGCAUGCCCCAGGCUUCCCUGAGCCAGGUGCUACCCCAGCUGCGCUACCUGCACAUCUUCCUGGAACAGGUGCACAGACAUUUUCAGGAGCAGAGCGCUGGGGACGUGGGUACAGCCCUGAGGCUGGCUGAGGGCUUGGCCCUGCAGCUCUCCACAGACCGCCAGCUCAACGAGCUCUUCCACCGUGAGGAGUUUGUGCUGGCUACCCUGCUAGACCCGCGCUUCAAGGGCAAGGUCGAGGCUAUCCUGCCCGAGGGGGCCGACAUUGACCACUGGAAGCAGGUCCUGGUGUACAAGGUGAAGGAGAUCAUGGUGACUGAAUACUUGCCUGCCUCGAGUGCAAGGCGCAAGGGUGUGCACGCGAGCGCCACCCGGCGGGCCAGGGCUGAGCGGAAGGGCCAGCGGGAGUCUCUGCGCAGGCACAGUGACCCUGGCCCCUUCCUGCUGGUGCAGAGGGAGAAGAGCCUGCUGGAGCAGCUGGAGAGUGUGGGCCUCCUGGUGUCCCAGAGCAGCGGGGCCUCUCUCUCCACUGAAAACCACCUGGCCAGCGUCAUUGUUAGGAGAUACCUGCGGGACAACGAGAUCAUUGGAGCCCAGGAGGACCCACUGUCCUACUGGGAGAAGAAACGCAGUGCCUGGCCAGCCCUGGCCCAGCUGGCCACCAUCUACCUGUCCUGCCCACCCACAAGAGCCUUCUUAGCAAACGUCUUGGCCUCCCUGGACAGCCCCACCAUUGUAGACCGGAAGCCCCCCCUCAAAGUAGAGGCCAUUGAGCACCUGCUCUUUCUGAAGACCAACCUGGAGAACUUCCCUCACUACACCCCGCCGCACCUUGUCUUCUCCAGUAGUGACCCGGGUGAGGAGGAGCAGACCCCAUAGCCCACCGGGCAUGCGAGGGUGGGCACACCAGGAUGGAUGGCAAGCUAGGUUCCAGAGACCUCGAGAGCUUCGAGGUGCAGCCCGCCCUCUGCAGCUCACAAGACUUACUCCGGGAAGACCUGCAGCAGAGAAGCGUGGGGCACAGUUCUACAUCUGGGUGUCACCAUCUGAGACCUGCGGUGUAGGGACAGCAUCUCUGUCCUUGACAAGGUGCCACUUCCUCCCCGUGGGUCCAUGUAUAUCCAGCAGUGUGCAGAGGGUGGUCCUACUGCUGUUCUAGGUGAUGUGAGCUUACUUCAUGGUGUUUAAAACUGAAUUAUGAAAUAUGUCACGUUAGAUGUUAGGGACCCACAGAGCUCAUCCACGUGGAUAAGUGGAAGCGUUCCUUUAAGAAGCAGCUUUCGCCUGGAGCCCAUGUCUGUAAUCUCAGCUGCUUGAGAGACUGAGGCAGGAAGAUAGCAAGUUUGAGGCCAACUUGCCCCAGAAGAAAAUAUAAAAGGGGCUGGUGCUACCACUCAGUGGUAAAGUGCCCUAGGUUUGAUCCCUACACCCAAACAAACCCCAGACUUCCCAAAGAGGAAGGGAGGAAGCCGGAAGCAGAGUAGCCGUCCUGGAAGGGAAGUGCGUACACCAUGCACACACAAUAGUCUCGGGGACCCCAGAGUGGCCAGGGAACCCCAAGGGCCAGGACUCUGCAGCUGACCCAGAGAGCCAGGAGGUGCCCAGUCUGCAGCGGGCUGUCCUUAGGCCCAGGCUGCUAGGUCCUUGUUCCACCUGGCAGCACCUACCCUUGCCCCUGUCAGGGCAGAUACAUGUAUUUGGAAGAGGGGAAGGGUG
Molecule: messenger RNA, 4112 nt
Organism: Octodon degus (degu)
Lineage: Eukaryota; Metazoa; Chordata; Mammalia; Rodentia; Octodontidae
Gene: Zbed10
Product: ZBED6 C-terminal like
Exons: 2
Coding region: 132-3275 (1047 amino acids)
Cellular component (GO): nucleus
Molecular function (GO): protein dimerization activity
Source: RefSeq, a predicted model, not a curated record